Molecule: messenger RNA, 2314 nt
Organism: Acanthoscelides obtectus
Lineage: Eukaryota; Metazoa; Arthropoda; Insecta; Coleoptera; Chrysomelidae
Source: the annotation of a GenBank genome assembly
GAACAUACAAAAACGGUGUACCUAAGUAAUCAGAGUUUGACAGUGAGCUUCUCACUACUUCUGGAUUAGAUCAUGGUUGCUGUUUGCUAUAGUUCCGAUCUUAACCUGAGUUACACUGAAUUAAAGUAGAAAUUACCACUUCAAACGUAAAACUUAAGUCGCAGGAAACAGUUUUCCAUUUCAUCAAAUUGUGUUUCAUAAAAUGCAGUCUACACGGCAGCUUCACGUUUCAUGAAACGUUUGUCCAGUGUGAAGCGCCCAUAAGGGUUGGACACAAGUUUCUCACUCAGCCGUCAGAGGCCACGUCAGUGCUGUCAUCUGUCAUUGUGACACGCGUAUUUUUUUUACCGCCUAGCGUCUAACCUCAUUUUCUUGGUGGUGCGUUGCUUGGUGCACGUGUGUCGAGCGUUCUUUUCAUUAACUAAAAUCUAUCUAAAUGAUCAACAUGGCUAGCGAAUUGGAACAGAAAAUCAUUCAGCAACUGGAGUUUUACUUCGGUGAUAUCAACUUGCCUCGAGACAAAUUCCUACAAGAAAAGAUUAAGGAAGAUGAGGGGUGGGUGACCAUUGAAACUUUGCUUACUUUCAAAAGGUUGGCGGGCCUAUCUACAGAUGCAGAAGUGAUAGCCAAUGCAGCAGAAAAAUCAGAAGAUAAGUUAGUAGUGGUCAGUGAAGACAAAAAGAAGAUCAGAAGGAAUCCUGACAAGCCUGUUCCUGAAUAUGAUGCUGAAAGAAAAAAACAGCUUAUGGAGAGAACAGCAUAUGCCAAAGGCUUCCCAUUAGAUGAAGACCUAAAUGACAUUAUAAACUUUUUGGUACCACAUGGUCCGAUUGAUGCAUGUAACAGACGUGCAACCAAGGACCAUAAGUUCAAAGGUUCUUGUUUCAUCAUAUUUAAAGAUGUGGAAACCUGCAAAAAGUUUGUGGAAGCAGAAAGUAUCAAGUACAAAGAUACAGAGUUGAUCCGGAAGAUGCAGGGGGAUUACUUUGCAGAAAAGAAGAAAGAAAUUGAGGAUAAGAAAAAAGCAAAGAAAGAGAAAAAGCAAGCCGAAGAAAAACCACAAAAGCCAUUGGAGUUCCCCAAAGGUGCCAUUAUACACUUUGCAGGCUUGCAGGAGGGUGAUAGCUUAACAAGGGAAGAACUAAAAGAUAAAGUUAAAGAGGUUGCGGAUAUGGAGACUGCUUUCAUCGAUUUCAAAAAGGGAGAUUUAGAAGGCCACAUUAGAUUCCCAGAGGAAAACAAUGCAGUCGAAUUUGUGAAGAAGUUGAAAGAUAGUGAAUUAGAAAUUGAAAAAUUCAAACUGAAAGUAAGAGUCCUUGAAGGGGAUGAAGAGGUUGAGUAUCUGAAGAAAACCUCAGACACAGUGAUUGAAUUAAGGAAAAAACAGAAACAAAACAGCAGGCAGAACAGAAAACGCAAGGGCAAUUUCGCAAAUCAAGGAGGCAGAGAUGCCAAGGCUAAGAAAAAGCAGGAACAAGAAUAAAUUUUGGUUAUUAUAUAUUUUAUGAUCGUAUGGACUGAAAAUUGUUUUUAUCAUUUGUGAUUCUCUCAGAGGAAAUUUUGAAGUUGACAAGACUUAACUAUUCUUCUCUUAUUUUAAAUGGUUUCAUUGCCAUUACUGUUUAUAGAUAUUUAAAAUGACUAGAAAUGCCACAAUGUGGGUAUUAACAUAGAAAAAGUUAUGUUAACUUGUCAUGAAAAUAAAUAGGUACCUUAAGUCUUAGAAUUGUUACAUUUUAUGUGCAGUGUUCUUGUUCAUAGUCUGAAAGGUGUAUUUCUAUUAAUAUUGUUAAGUUAGUGGAUUCUGGAAAUCCACUCCAUGUCUAUAUUUUUGUAUGUUUUAAAGGCUCCAUAUUUAGUAUAAAUAUAAAUAAAUAUAAACUUAUGUUUAGAAUUGAUAUGCUUUUCGUUAUUUUUUGACAUGAUCGAAAAGGUUUUAGUCUUUUAGGUCAUCAGAUUCAUUCUUUGUACUUGAAGAAAUACGGUUUUUCUGAACCAGCGCAUAUACGGCAAACAUGAAAAAUUAUUCCAAACAAUAUUUCAUGAUUUUUGGUGUGUGUAUAAAGGUACAUUUUAUUGGCAUUAUACAGUUGUGUAACAUAAGCUCCUUAAUUGAUCGUUGUGUCUUCCCGCGAAUCAAGCCGUGAUGUUUGAGAUAUUAUAGAACAUCACUAAUGAUUCACUUUCCCAUCAUCUUGCUGAUCGCACAAAGCAAAACUAUAUGUGAAUGUUACAUGAUCAGUAUUUACCGUGGUCUGUCAUCCUGAAAUGAAAAUUCAUGAUGUUGAAAGGCGUGUGGCGAACAAAACAGGCC